This is a messenger RNA of Cuscuta campestris, 2012 nucleotides long. Lineage: Eukaryota; Viridiplantae; Streptophyta; Magnoliopsida; Solanales; Convolvulaceae. The record is from the annotation of a GenBank genome assembly.
CUCUGUAACCCGCAAUUUGUAAUUAAAUUGAGGACGAAGGGAGUAUAAACUUUGAUUGUGAAAAAAGUGUGUAUGAAAUAAGGAGUAUUUAGUUACUCCCUCCGUCCGGAAUUAAAGUUCCCAUUCUAAGUUUUUCUUCGUCCGAAAAAGAAGUUCUCAUUAUAUGUUUUCCUACCCAAUCUUCCUAAAAUACCCCUAUCUCCCUUUCCCGUCCUUUCUUGUUUUCCUUUUUCUUUCUCUCGGCAAUGUCUUCUCCGCCAGACCAGAGUUUGGAUCUCGUUUGUUUUUUUCAGAUCUAGAAAAUCUGGAGAUCCAUUUGUGCGGCAAGAGAUUCGCCUUGGUUCUGGUCCAUAUGAUAGUAAUGGACAAUGAAAAUAGAGUGAAGAUUGGGCUGCGACUGGCCCAAACUUCACGACUGAAAAAGCCCAAAUCCAAAAAAAACCCUCCCGCGGCUGUUUUUGCUUUGAUCUUCGACAUUGACGGGGAAAGAUUAGCAGAGAGACUGAGAGAGAGAGAGAUGGAGGUUGAAGAAGAAGAAGAAGUAUCCGCAGCUACUGAAUCGAGCUCCUUCAAUCGCGUCGGACUCAAAAACUACGUCCAAACCAAUUUCGGAGAUGAUUACGUUUUCGAAAUCGCGCCCAAGGAAGAUUGGACGUCAAUGGCGGUUUCGCUGUCGACAAAUGCGGUGAAAUUUUACUCCCAGGCGAGCGGACAGUUUCUGGGGGAGUGCCGAGGCCAUUCCUCUACGAUUAAUCACAUCUCCUUUGGGGCAAGUGGUCCAAUGGAGCAUAUUCUGCAUUCAUGUUCUUCAGAUGGCACUUUCAGAGCAUGGGACACCAGAACAUUCCAACAGGUAUCUUGCAUGAAUGCAGGGCCUUCCCAGGAGAUCUUCAGCUUCUCAUUUGGUGGCGCUGCAGAUAAUCUUUUUGCAGCGGGGUGUAAAUCUCAGAUAAUCAUCUGGGACUGGAGAACCCAAAAGAUGGUUGCAUGCUUGGAUGAAUCUCACAUGGAGGAUGUGACUCAAGUUAGAUUUAUUCCAGGCCACCAAAAUAAGCUUCUUUCUGCUUCUGUUGAUGGAUUGAUGUGUUUAUUUGAUACUAGUGGGGAUAUCAAUGAGGAUGAUCAUUUGGCAUCAGUUUUUAAUGUCGGGACAUCAAUUGGAAAAGUGGGAUUUUUUGGACAGAGAAAUGAGAAACUAUGGUGCUUAACUCACAUUGAAACUUUAAGUGUUUGGGACUGGAAAGAUGAAAGGGUUGAAGCAACAUUUGAGGAUGCCCGGUCAUUGGCUUCCAAAAACUGGAACCUAGAUGAGGUGGAUUAUUUUGUAGACUGCCACUACUCAGUCGAGGGAGACCGACUGUGGGCGGUGGGAGGGACAAAUGCUGGCACCUUAGGGUACUUUCCUAUUGAUUAUAACAAAAAUAAAGGCACAUACACAAUGGAGGCCCCAGAAGUGGUCUUACAAGGUGGGCAUGAAGACGUUGUAAGGAGUGUGGUCCCAAUGUCAUCAAGAUUGUCGCCCGGCGGCGGCGGGAUCUCUCAAAACGAAGGGAUCUUUGGAUGGAGCGGGGGUGAAGACGGCCGCCUCUGUUGUUGGCUGUCCGACAAGUCAGAUAGUUGGAAAACAUCAUGGAUCACAAGCACUCUUGUCCUGAAAUCCCCAAAACCACACUUGAAAAAGAGGCAUUCUCCUUAUUAGGAAGGUAUGGAGGGACAUCUACUUUUGUUAUGUUGUAAAGUAAUGACUAAUGAGUAAUAUUCUUGUGAUGUUCCCCACCCCAUAAGGCCACAACCCCCAAAGUAGUAUGCACUACUACUAUUCGAAGUAUGAUUUGUUUUUAUGUGUUUUUUUGUGUUAGUAAGGAGUAUUAUGAUUGUUGUGAAGUUAUAUAUUCCUCUAUUCUUUACAAACAUUACUUCUUUCAUUUUUGGCAUUCCUACUUCAAUGGGCUAAAUAAAAAAUAAACAUUGAACUUCAUGUUCCUUUUUUUCAAUGAAGUUUUGGGUAGUAA